Cyclospora cayetanensis is the source of this 975-nucleotide messenger RNA. RefSeq names its product ecotropic viral integration site 5 protein homolog. The record is from RefSeq and is a predicted model, not a curated record. Bases 1 to 975 code for a protein of 324 amino acids. The transcript is spliced from 6 exons. NCBI's taxonomy places the organism in Eukaryota, Apicomplexa, Conoidasida, Eucoccidiorida, Eimeriidae.
AUGAUUGGAGACUAUCGGACGCAGCUGCGGCAGUUUGACCAGUGGCGAUUUUGGAUCAGCACUGCGGAUUUCGCCCUCCCCAGAAACAAGCAAGCUCUCAAGACGCGUAUUCGGAACGGCAUUCCUCCGCCUUUACGGGGAGCUGUCUGGCAGCAGCUCGUGCAAGUUGAAAAGUUCAAGCAGGAAGGCAUUUCCUCAGAUCUCUACCUUCGCCUCAGCAGCGGUGCCGCCCCCUCUGUCACCGUUCUCUCCAUGAUUGCUCGCGAUGUCAAUCGAACGUUUCCAAAGCACCCACUCUUCAGAGAUCAGAAGGCUGCUGGACAGCAGGCACUCUUCAAGGUUCUCAAGGCAUACGCUGCCUUCAGUCCAGAUGUCGGAUACUGUCAAGGCAUGGGCUUUGUGUGCGGCGUCUUGUUGCUGCACAUGGAGGAGGCAGAGGCCUUUACGCUGCUCGCGUGUCUGCUGAAGAAAUUCUGCCUGAAGGGAUUGUACCAGCCUGGACUGCCUCUGCUAGACAAAUACUUCUUCCAGUUUCAACGCUUGCUGCACUCCCACAUGCCAGGGCUGAGCCUCCACUUACGCUCGGAAGGCGUGGAGCCGUCUAUGUAUCUUUCAGGCUGGUUGCUGACGCUGUUUGGGUAUAGCUUAUCGCUGGAGUGCGUGGCAAGGGUAUGGGAUGUCUUCUUCAGAGAUGGGGAGAAGAUGCUCAUGCGAACUGCGCUGGCGGUUCUCAAGAUCUACCAGGAUGAGCUGUUGUCUAAUUCUUUUGAAGGCAUCCUCGAAAUCCUCAAGGUGGGGCCUUCCCGGGUGUCGCCUUCGCUGCUGCUCGAGACUGCGCUGCAGCUGAAAGUGCGUUCUUCCACGCUGGCAGCGUUGGAAGCGGAGUAUCUGAUUGCUAGAGCGGCGGCUCCGCUGGAAGCGAUCCCCCCCGAGCUGAGCGACUGCCGAGAGCACCAGGAUAGGGGUUUGGUGUGA